AUGGAAAAUAAGCCUGAUAGUGGAUAUGCCAAAGAUAAUAAUGGACUACCAAUUGAUUACACAAGUAACAUACCACGAUUUUCUGUUGAAUCAUCAGCAGAAUUAGAAGAUGGAGUGACUUAUUUAAAUGAAAAUGGUUACGUUGUCUUCAAAGAUGUUCUAUCUAAUGAUGAAGUAAAUUCAAAUAUUGAUCUCUUCUGGAAACAUUUAGAAAAAUUACCAAGACCUUAUUUUAUAAGGCGAAAUAAUUUUGAAACAUGGAAUAAUUGGCCUGGUAUGCCCCACAUUGGACUUGUACAAGAUUAUGGAAUUGGACAAUCAGAGUACAUGUGGAAUCAUCCAAUAACGAAACCGAAUCGUUGUUCAGUGCAAGGUCUCGUAGCAAUGACCGAUAACAAUGAAUUUACUGGCGGUUUAAUCGUUUUCCCUGGCACUCAUAAUCAAUUUGAUGAACUAAAAGAUCUUGUAACGGUUAACGAUAGGAGAGGCGAUUAUGUUCGGGUUCCUUAUGAACAUCGUAUUUUCAAACAGUUACCGCCAAAUGAAAAGGAGUUCAGAGUUGGAAAACUAAUAAAAUGCAAAGCCGGUGAUCUAGUCAUUUGGGAUAGUCGUACAAUUCAUUGCAAUACUCCAGCAUUAAAUACGCCAAUCAAUUCGCUCGAUCAUCAAGUAGAAAAGACUGGUCUACUUCGAAUAGUCGCUUAUGUGACGAUGACACCGACCUCGUUUGUUCAGCCGUGUAACUGGGAAUAUCGAAAUUUAAAAGAAUUUCGAAAACAUAGGAAACAAUAUGUAAAAGCUAAUUAUACAUUGACACACUGGCCGCAUGAACUGAAUAUUGCAACUGCUCCACAAUAUCUGUCAGAGAACACGUUACAACUGAACAGCUACCAAAAAUCAUUGAUUACUGGAAUAAACUUGAAUGAUAGUGAUAUAAAAUAUCAAACAGAAAGUUCAGAUGAAGAGAACGCAGAUAGCAACAACUAA
This is a messenger RNA of Didymodactylos carnosus, 987 nucleotides long. NCBI's taxonomy places the organism in Eukaryota, Metazoa, Rotifera, Eurotatoria, Philodinida, Philodinidae. The record is from the annotation of a GenBank genome assembly.